GAGCACGUCUGCGGCCGCGGAGCCCCGGAGCUGUCCCUUGCGCGCGUCCCCCCUCGUCCCAGUGCCACCGCCGCGCUCUCGACCCCGCCAUGCUCCUGCUGCUGGGGCUGUGCUUGGGGCUGCCGCUCUGCGCGGGGUCUCUGGAAGACGCGCGGACCCGGGAUGACACUUCGGAGCAAGUUGGACCCAGGGUGCCGAGACAAGCCCGACUGCUGCAAAGGCUGAAAACCAAACCCUUGAUGACGGAAUUCUCAGUGAAGUCUACCAUUAUUUCUCGUUAUGCCUUCACUACUGUUUCCUGUAGAAUGCUGAAUAGAGCUUCCAAGGACCAAGAAAUUGAGUUUCAGAUGCAGAUUCCAGCUGCAGCUUUCAUCACCAACUUCACUAUGCUCAUUGGAGACAAGGUGUAUCAGGGAGAAAUUACAGGGAGAGAAAAGAAAAGUGGUGAUAAAGUAAAAGAGAAAAGGAAUAAAACCUCAGAAGAUAAUGGGGAGAAGGGGACUGAUAUGUUCAGAGCCUCUGUUGUGAUCCCCAGCAAGGACAAAGCUGCCUUCCUCCUCAGUUAUGAAGAGCUCUUACAGAGGCGGCUGGGGAAGUAUGAGCACAUUAUCAGCGUGCGGCCCCAGCAGCUGGUGGGGAGGCUGAUGGUGGAAGUGAACAUUCUGGAGAGGUCUGGCAUCGAGUCACUGGAGGUGCUGCCCUUACAGCACAGCAGACAGAAGGGCAGCGGGAGAGGGGAAGAUGAUUCUGGGCCGCCUCCUUCUACUGUUAUCAGCCAAAAUGACACUUUUGCCAAAGUCACUUUUAAGCCUAGUGUGGUCCAACAAGCCAGGAUUGCUCAGAAUGGCGUUUUGGGAGAUUUGAUCAUUAGAUAUGAUGUCAACAGGGAACAGAGCAUUGGGGACAUCCAGGUUCUAAAUGGCUAUUUUGUGCACUACUUUGCCCCCAAAGACCUACCCCCCUUGCCCAAGAAUGUGGUAUUUGUGCUUGACAGCAGUGCCUCCAUGGUAGGAACAAAGCUCCGGCAGACCAAGGAUGCCCUGUUCACGAUUCUCCACGACCUCCGACCCCAGGAUCAUUUCAGCAUCAUCGGAUUUUCCAACCGCAUCAAAGUGUGGAAGGACCAUCUGGUGUCAGUGACUCCCGACAAUGUGAGAGACGGCAAAGUCUAUAUUCACCACAUGUCGCCCACCGGAGGCACAGACAUCAACGGGGCCCUGCAGAGGGCCAUCAAGCUGCUCAACGACUAUGUGGCCCACAACGACAUCGAAGACCGCAGCGUGUCCCUCAUCAUCUUCCUGACCGAUGGGAAACCCACUGUCGGGGAGACCCACACCCUCAAGAUUCUCAACAACACCAAGGAGGCCGCCCGAGGCCAAAUCUGCAUCUUCACCAUCGGCAUCGGGAAUGACGUGGACUUCAUGCUGCUGGAGAAACUGUCGCUGGAGAACUGCGGCCUCACACGGCGCGUUCUCGAGGAGGACGACGCGGGCGCGCAGCUCAUCGGGUUCUAUGAUGAGAUCAGGACCCCUCUCCUCUCCGACAUCCGCGUCGAUUACCCGCCGGCCUUGGUGGAGCAGGCCACCAGGACCCUGUUUCCCAACUACUUCAACGGCUCGGAGAUCGUCAUCGCGGGGAAGCUGGCCGACCGCAAGGUGGGACAGCUGCACGUGGAGGUCACGGCCAGCAACAGCAAGAAAUUCGUCAUCCUGAAGACGGACGUGCCGGUGGAGCCGCAGAGGGCGGGGCGCGGCGAGACGGGAAGCGCCAGGCCCCAGGCCGGGGGCACCGAGCCCCGCAACCACGUGGAGCGGCUGUGGAGCUACCUGACGGUGAGGGAGCUGCUGAGCUCCUGGCGGCACAGCCGCGACGAACAGGACCGGGAGCGCCUGCGGCAGAAGGCACAGGCCCUGGCCCUGGCCUACCGCUUCCUCACCCCGCUCACAGCCAUGCACCUGCGGUCGGCGGGGCAGCCGGAGAAGCUGGAGGAGGCGCAGGGCGUGUCGGCCGCCGUGGGCCCCGAGACCGUGAUGCAGAGCGUGCGGGGCGCCAGCCCGCAGCCAGGACCUGCUCUCAAGAAACCAUACAGCCCAAGAAUUAAAGUCUCCAAAACCUCAGUGGACGGAGAUCCCCAUUUUGUCGUGGAUUUCCCCCUGAACAAGCUCACCGUCUGCUUCAACAUUGAUGGGCAGCCGGGGGACAUCCUAAGGCUGGUCUCGGAUCACGCGGACUCUGGCGUGACGGUGAACGGGGAGCUGAUCGGGGCCCCGGCUCCCCCAGGCGGCCACAAGAAGCAGCGCACGUACUUCCGCACCAUCACCAUCCUCGUCAACAAGCCCGAGAGGUCCUAUCUGGAGAUCACACCCAGCAGAGUCAUCUUGGAUGGUGGGGACAGGCUGGUCCUCCCCUGCAACCAGAGCACGGUGGUGGGGAGUCGGGGGCUGGAGGUGUCCGUGUCCGCCAAUGCCAACGUCACCGUCACCAUCCAGGGCACCGUUGCCUUCGUCAUCCUCAUUCACCUGUACAAAAGGCCAGCCCCCUACCAGCGAGACCACCUGGGCUUUUACAUCUCCCACAGCGAAGGCCUCUCCAGCAACUGCCACGGACUGUUAGGUCAGUUCCUGAACCAGGAUGCCAGACUCACAGAGGAGCCUGCCAGGCUCAGCAAGGACCCUACUCACCCUCCACUCCCAAAGGCAGGUGAGCAGGCCGAGACUGUCCUAAAGGUGAAAGGACACCAAGUCCCGGUGGUCUGGAAACAGCGGAAAAUCUAUAACGGGGAGGAGCAGGUGGACUGCUGGUUUGCCAGGAACAACGCAGCCAAACUGAUCGACGGGGAGUACAAAGAUUACCUGGCAGCCCAUCCUUUUGACUCAGAGACAUCGUUUGGCCCGGGACUCUCCAGGGGACUCUGACGCCAGCGGCCUGAACGCACGAGUGCAUGACAGGGAAGUGGUCUUUGGGGACCCCGAGGUGCACUUCCUGUCGCUUGCGUGUGCCUCGUGUCUUGGCAGUUGGCUGCCACCCGUGACCUUCCCCUGGUGGCGUGUAGGCCCGGUGUCUGAGUGAAGGGAAGAGUCAGGACUCGGAAGCGGAAAUGUUAUUUCCUUCUCCUUCCUCCCCCUGCCUCCCCUCUCCCUCCGUCCAAUAGAGAAAGAUGGUGGCCCCAAGGGGGAAAGGUCAUACCUAAAAGCAAGAAGUCUGUGUCUCGUGCCAAUUGGCUUGUCUGUCUCAGAGCCUGUCAUAAGAUAACUGAUGAAGGAACAUUGCCACUAAGCUCGCUUUCUCUGUGGAAACGGCCGAGUUUGGGCACUCUGCUUUUCGCCUUAUGCUAAUGCUUAGGACUCUCUCCUCUUAGAACUACUGUGUUCUCCAGAUGUGAGGCCAGCCUCUGCCUCAAGGGGACCGCUCCUUGGGCCCCGGCCACGGGUCAGGCAAAUAGCUCCUAGAUUUGAUCAUUGUAACCAAUUAAGUCUUGUCUUAGGAGAGGAUUUUCUUCCGCUGUGAUAUCUUGCCCUUGAAAGUGAGUUUUCAUUUAAAAAAAAAAAAAAACUGCGUUCCAGAUACCGAUGUCUAAUGCGCUUUGUAAACCCCUCGACUGUGCUCAUGGGUAUUCUCCUAUUUAUUCCAGUAAAGCUAAUAAACAGGACUGCCCCUCGUGGCUGUUUUUGACUGGCCUGUCUCGGAGAGUUGGCCCACCUUCGACUUGGCACUGUCCUCCUGUUGUCAUAACUCCGGCCUUACCGACUGGCGGUCCUUGGGGAGGUGACAGGUGAGGCGCUCGCAGCGCUGGGACGGGAGGUAGAGCCCCCACGGAGCGCGUCCUCAGCCCCCUCCCAGGCGUCGGCCCGCACGCUGUCAGCAGAAGGCGGCACGCUCACACAGCUGAGAAGCCUUCCCCCAUCUCCGAGAGGCGAAGCCAGCGCAUCGGCGUGAGGGGGGCACUUUGGUUCCAGAACUUGGACAAGCCCUCUGCUCCCAUGAGGAAAGGUUAAAACCGGUGGCCGGGGCUGCGGAGGUCAGGGAGCACCACCCUUGUCAUAGCGGACCCCCUGUGCUCAGCCCAUCACCCUCUCCAGGGGAAGCGAGGCUUCCCUGCCCUCCUCCCCAGUCCUUGCUUUUGCCCUGUUUGGUCUUCUCGGGGCCACUGAGGUCCAGCAGAGCCCGGUCCUCACUGGGUGCAGGGCGCAGUCGGGACGCACAUGGACACAGACGCCCCUCGAGCCGCAAGGCAGAGGAAGAAAGAUCGGGGUCAGAGAAAUGGAAUAUUCCAACAUGAGGCUGAAUUCAACAAAAGCUUUUGGGCUGGCCUCACAGGAGGUCUCUUCCAGUCGGGAGUGAGUCCAGAGCAGGCUCUCGUGAGCUGUGGAGGCACGCUUGGCCCUUGGAGAGAAAUCAGAGCUAAGAAACUUGUUUCCCGUAUUGGCCCUCCCGUGGGACCGUUUGAGCAGCAAAAUGACAUCCACAUGUUCCUGUCGGACCAGGCGGCCUCAGGAGGCUGUGGGGAGGGGGCAUCGGCGGUUCUGUCUCAGAGACCCGGUCUCUCCCCACGUCGUGCCCCCGCCAGGCCGUGCCUGCCCAGCUCUGGGUUUUCGGACUCCCAUCUUCCCAGACUCGGCUGCCCGUUUUCAGCCCAGACGGCCGCAGAAGCGCCCGCGUUUCAGAGCUCAGAGGAAGCGGAGGAGGGGGCGCCGGGGGGGGGCCGGUCCUGCCAGGCUCCCCGGGACCCCCUGUGACAUAACUUCGGCCCCAGCCGGGCAGACGUCCCGCGGGCCUCGCGGCCCAGCCUGCCCGUCGCCUGCACAGGCGGUCCGCAGUCCGGCACAGGCCUCGGGGCUGCGGGGAGAACGGCGCCCGGCCGGCUCAGUCAGUAGAGCGGCGACGCUUGGUCUCGGGGUUGUGAGUUCGAGCCCCAUGUUGAGCAUGGAGUUUACUAAAAGAAAAAGGAAGAAAGAAAGAAAGAGAGAGAGAAAAGAAAGACCGCAGGGAGGGCUGUUAUUGCACAUUACCAGUUACUGCUGCUUUCUCAGAGCAGAGAAGAAUAUUCCAGCGAGGUACCCCUCAUUGUCCUCUUCUGGGGAAAAAAAAUGUUUUUUGAGCAUCGAAGUUGAGCUUUUAUUUUAAUGCUUUUACUGCAGACAAAUCCCACUUUUCUUUUUCCUCCUCUUCGUGGUCUGUGUCUUUUUAUUGUGGAAGUUUUUUACCAUUAAAUGAUCUAUUUUAACCUAAGACUGUGGUAUCUCCAAAAAACUCCACAGCCAUGUUAUACCGAGGACCUUGUAAUUUGAUUGGAAAACAUAGUAUUUUCUGUUGGUCAUGUAUGUUGUGGAUAGCAGGCUUUUGUAAAGGAUAAAUGCAGGGCCCCUGGGUGGCCCAGUCAGUUGAGCAUCCGACUCUCAACUUC
This is a messenger RNA of Ailuropoda melanoleuca (giant panda), 5404 nucleotides long. It is a transcript of the gene ITIH5, whose product is annotated as inter-alpha-trypsin inhibitor heavy chain 5. The coding region runs from base 90 to 2915 and encodes 941 amino acids. Gene Ontology annotation, biological process: hyaluronan metabolic process. The transcript has 14 exons. NCBI's taxonomy places the organism in Eukaryota, Metazoa, Chordata, Mammalia, Carnivora, Ursidae. Gene Ontology annotation, molecular function: serine-type endopeptidase inhibitor activity. The record is from RefSeq and is a predicted model, not a curated record.